Rotaria socialis is the source of this 967-nucleotide messenger RNA. The record is from the annotation of a GenBank genome assembly. Lineage: Eukaryota; Metazoa; Rotifera; Eurotatoria; Philodinida; Philodinidae.
AGGGUACAUUAAAGAAACCACGCCUUAAAUUAUCAUAUGAAUCAUAUGAGGAACCAAUGCGUAGGGGCCCUACGGGCCCUACUAUAUACAAUUAUGUUAGGCCAUCAACAACAGAAUUAGAUUUUGAACAAGAUAUAUUUUAAUUUACAUAAAUAAUAUAUAAUAGUAAUUAUAUAUGAUUUACAGAAAGAAAAAGACAACUACGACUUUUAGAAAAAAACGUUAUACAAAGCCUAAAAGAUCAUUAGCCUCUACAGUUAAUAAAUUGAUACUUAGGCAAGCAGAAACAAAAUUAAAUACUAUUACCUUAGAAUUUCAAGCAUUUAACUCAGGCAUUACAGCAACAGGAGAUUUCCAAUACGUAUUACCAGUAAUACAAGUAGGAACAGGCAGCAAUAAUAGAAUAGGGGAUACAAUUAAACCAAUAAAAUUAGUAAUAGAAGGCUAUAUAGCAUACCGCAUGGAUUUAACAGGCGGAACUAUAAAUGAUCAAUCACGCCUUCUAGGUGCUAGGUUAUUUGUAUUCCAGGAUAAGGCAACCAGAGCAUAUCAAAAUAACAUAUUCAAUUAUAAUCUUUUAGAUAAUGGUUCAAGCUCUGAAAGUUAUACCGGUACAGCUAGAAACUGGAUUCAACCACAUAACGAAGACCAGUUUAAAUGGUUUGCAGAUAAGAAAUUUAAGAUAUUAAAACCGUAUGGUUAUACUAAUAUUGCUAACGGUAGCACAAUUACCCCUGCCAUUGCAAACAUGAAUACUACAUUAUUUCAUAAAUUUAAAAUAACAAUACCUUCUAGCAAAAUGCCUGCAUCAAUACGCUAUGAUAGCACAGAUAGCACUUCAACGCCUAUUAAUUUUUGCCCUAUGCUAGCGCUAGGAUAUUCAGAUUUAAUGAAUUAUUCAGCUGAUACAUUAACAACCCAAUUAGGAAUGUCUUACCGAUCUACAUUAUAUUUUAAAGAUUGUUAA